GGGGGGGGGGCUCUAUUCCGUGUGUUUUCCCGGCAUGAUCAGGUUACUGGGCCACAGGCCCGAGCUAGAUCUUGGUAGACGAAAAGGAACUGCCUCCCGGCAUGUGGGGGUCGCCCAGACCCUCCCCCUCCCCCUCCGGGGGCAGGACUGGUAGGGCUUCACGGCAGUGUGGUCGUGGGCUCCGGGCACGGAGAGGAAAGCGUUGGAAGCGAUGUGCCCGUCGGCAGCCGUUGGCAACUCUCCCCCGGCCCCGAGCGAUGCCCCGCCCCCUGGCGGACAGGCCGCCAUGUUGGACCAGGACAAUGGCCUUGCCCCGACUUGAUGGCCCGGGCCUUGCCCGCAGGGCCGAGGGCGCCAGACGACCUCGUCCUUCGCUUGUUUACGCUGUCGACUCGCCCUGGCGGUGCGCACGCCCACCAGGCGCCCCCUCAUUGCCCUGGUCUGCCCAAACACUAUGCAGGUAAGCCACCUCCCUCGCCAUGUCCCUCUGUCUUCCGCUCUCCCUGCCCGUGUCGAUGUCCUCUUGCCCAUGCCCCCCUCUCUCCUUUGCUUAGCUCUGUCCAGGGGCGCCCGGAUGCUGGGCACCUGUGGUGAACCCGCCCCGCGCCUUUCGACUGGUCUCCAGCCCGCCCUUGUAUCGCCCGGCCGCGGCACAUCCGACAGCCGGCCUGCGAGGCUCUCAUUGGUGUUGAAUAAUGAGAGCAGUGGCCGAGGGGAGGACCGAGUGACGUGUGCUGGAGUGUGGCGUUGCCCGGCUCGACUCGGCUCGGCUCGGCUCGGCUCGGCUCGGGUCGGCUCGGGUCGGCUCGAGGCAAGCAACGCAUCAAGGUCGCCCUGCUGGUGGACAGCAAGCUGUUCGGCCGCCUGUCUCAGGUAGCCCCACUUGUCUCCCCUAUUCGGCAUGGAGGGUCCGACCGAGCG
This is a messenger RNA of Fonticula alba, 921 nucleotides long. RefSeq lists its product as hypothetical. The record is from RefSeq and is a predicted model, not a curated record. NCBI's taxonomy places the organism in Eukaryota, Rotosphaerida, Fonticulaceae. The coding region runs from base 455 to 877 and encodes 140 amino acids. The transcript has a single exon.